CACUAAACUCUCAUGUUUUCUUUCUUACUCUCUUCGUCCAGAACAGAGACAGUUAGGGUUUAGGGUUUUUACAAUGACCAACGAUUAACUGCAAUCAAAAAUGGCAGCGGAUGGUUCAGAAAAGCAAGCGCCGGUGAAUCCCUGCUGUCAAUUGUGGAGAAGUAGGUGCUCUCAGCUACAAGAGAAGCGGAGCGCAUUGCGCCAAGCUCUGAAGCUUUUUGAGCAACAACUUGAUAAGGUUCAAGCUGAAAAUCUCUCUUUCAGGAAAGCAUGUGAAGAAGAGCAGGCACGUGCUGAAGUUGAGAAAGAGGGAAGAGAGAAAGAAUUGGCUGCAAGAGUUUCAUUGGAGAAUGAGAUAUCUGCCUUGAAGUCUGAAAUCUCUAUAUUACAGCAGAAAGGAAGAUCGCAUGCUGAAGAUAAAAGUGAGGAUGUGAAACUCCUGCAAGUUUGUGUUUCUGACGGGGAAAAGGAAAUAAAUAGACUCAAAGAGCUGCUUGAGAAAGAGAAAGUAAGGGCAGACUCAGAAAAGAAGAAUGCUGAAGCAGACAAGAAGAGAGCUGUUGAAGCAUGGAAAUAUGUUAAAGCUGAAAAGGGUAAGGCUGAUGAAGAAAGGAAGCUUGCAAAUACUGAAGGAAAGAAGGGUAAUGAAUAUAGGCUUCAGUUGGAGGCAAUGGGUAAAGAGGUUGAUGAUGCAAAAUCGAAAUUACAUUCUGUGACAUUAAAGUUGGCAGAGGGAAACAAAAAACUUGAAGCUGAAAAACAGAAGGUAACCAAAGAGAGAAAACGUGCAGAUGCGGAGAGGAAUAAAGCAGAGGAGCAAAGAAAGCUAGCAGAAGGUAAUUGGAAUCAGGCUGAGGCAGAAAAAUGUCGUGCUGAAAGUUUGUGUCAGCAAUUGGAAGAGACUAGACUAAGAGUUGAGAAAGAAAAAUGUUGUUCUGAUAAGCUUUCCCAACAGUUAGAAGAAGCUAGAGGAAGGAUUGACGAACUGCAGAAGCAGAUAUAUGACCUUCAGUCCUCUAGAAAAAGGGUCAAGGCUUCUGCUAUUUCACCUGAAAAGCAUUUGAAUGCUGACUCUGGGAAAAUGAAACUUUUGAAAAAACAAUUGAAGUUUAAAAAAAUGCAAGUAAAGCAUGCCAAACAAGUGGCUAAGUUGGAGAAACGUCAUAAUGUUCUCUUGCGAGAAGUAGUAGGUCAUUUGAAGUUAGAUCUUGUUCAAUUUUCCAAUCGCCUGGAUUUAGUUGAUAAAUGUUUCUCGCUCAAGGCUGAAGGUAUAGAUAAUCCAAGAAAGGAAAAGGUUAUGGACCAACCAAAUAUGCAAACAUUGGAGGAAGAAGUCAUUGGUGGAGAGCCAUUUCAGAUGUACCUUCAAAGUGAAAAUGAACUUCAAAAGCCUUGCCGCAGGACAAGUGCUGCCUCUGGUCAUUUUAGGCAAACACUUCAAUGUCUUGUGCCAUCGCAGUCUUUAUCUGGAGGGAACUGUUGUGAAUCCAUUUCAGGUAUUGAUUCUAAAGAUUCUAAAUUGGAGUCUCUGCUUGGAGGCUCUAGCCGAAAAAUGUUACAGAGUUGUGCAAUAAAUUCCAGUUCGGCAUCUUUUUCUGAUGGACUAUUCGUGGGCUCACAGGGAAGGGGUGCUUUUUCUGUUACCACGUCUUCAAAAUUUAUGGAAGAGAGCUUGAAUGCUCAACCAACAAAUUCCAGCAUGUCUGGUGAAGUUAACAAAAUGAAAUGCAAUAAAAAUCUUGCUGUGGUUGCUGAAGAUAGUGUUAGAAGUCCUCUUAAAAUUGCUGGCAUUGGAAGUGGUAAUGGAUCUAAUAUGAAGAGAAAGAGGGCACUUGAUGCAAUUGAAUCAAUUGAAUUGUUGCACACAGAGGGUAAGAAGUUGCAUCUACAGAUGGAAGAGAAGCUGUCUGAUUUUCAUAAUAUGUUGAACAAACAACUUGAUGAAUCCUUGGAAGAGGUAAAUAAUAUAGUACCUAACCUUCAAGAGAAUUCAUUUGUCAAGCAUGAGCAGUGCCACAAGAAGAGAAAGACAUCAGAUGAAGAGACUGUAGGUAUUCAAUGUUUUUUGAGCACUGAUGAACAGAUGAAGACACAAAAAGUUGAUGGUAAUAUCCAUGAAGAUGGAAGGGUGUCCGGAGAAGUUUCCCAAUCUACCAUUGGUCUAAUAGGAUGUGCACGGCCAUGUGCAGAGGGCAUUAGUGAUUCAAUUAUUAGUGACUUUGAAACUAAUGAAAAAUUUGAGGACAUGGCAGAUGGAGAUUUUAUGAAAUUGCUGGACUUGGAGAAUCCUGUUGAUGAGGAAUGUUACAGAACAGCAAUGGAAAUGCCUUUGUCGCCUACUCUUCCUGAGAUUGAAUUUCAAGGUGCUGAAACAUUUGAUAUGGGUAAAUCUGAACCUUUGGCAGACAGAAGUUUGCAUAAUGGCUUGUCUGAUGAAAAAGAAAAUAUGGUGCCUUCUUGCAGUUCUGAUGUCAUAGAUGUGGAGAUUAAUUCCAGUGAGUUGAAAAAAUGUGUUUCUACAACAUUAUUGUAUGAGAAUAAAGGUCCUGUCGAUUCCUAUGAUCCUCAAGUGAAUGAUGAGAAUGGUUUACAUAGUGGUAAGCAACCAGGAAAAGCUUGUGAUCAUCAGUUUGAGGACUUUGGAGUGGUUGGGGUAAUAUCGGAUCCAUGUAGUUCUAGGGAUGAAGUUCUGCCUUUUGAAAGUGAAGUUGGACCUGCAUGUAAUAAUAUUCCUAAGCCCUUCACUGUAGUAUGUGAUUUUAAGGACAAUAGCAGUAUAUCCAGAAUAUUUUGUGCCACAAAAACUUGUAUGGAUCGGUGCUCAUUGGUUAGUCAAACAGAGUGGAUAUUACAAAAGAUUUUGCUUGCUCUCAAAAGAGAAGAAAAUUUGCUUUCCAAGGAAAAGGCCUGUGUAUUCUUUUCAUUGCUACUUCUCAACUUCCCAACAGCUGCUCCAGGACAGCCUGGGAACUUUUUGAGUAGGGAUUUCACUGUCUGCUCAGAGUCUUUCGCCAGAAAUCUUCAUGCAGUAAUGUCUGAUGCUGAGGCAAGAAGAGUGUUUAAAGAUUUAUGUUUGGAUGAGUUGCUCAGUCUCAUUGAGGAUUUCCUUGUGGACGGAAGAGUCAUGACAUCCACUGAUGGAUCUUCUGCAACAUUGAGCGAAAUUAAUUCAAAAGUCAAUGUCCAUUUAGAUGGUGUAAAUACAAUGUUCUCAUUUGAAGCUGCUACAGCUGACCAGUUGGUGGCGGGGAGCAUUGUAUUGGCAUCAAUAUCUGUAGCAACCAAUCACAUUGGAUAUAUUACAGAGGCUGUAUACAAUGUUUUUCGGAUGCGGCGGAGUGAUCCUUCCCUGUUGCUGGCAAUUCUUCACAUUUUUGCUUACUUGGGUGGGGAGAAGUUAUUCGCCUUGAAAAAAGAUAGUUUAAUAAUGACUGUGAUGAAAUCAAUAGUCACAUAUCUUGAGAGAGGAAGCUUACCAUCUGGUGCAACUUCUUGUUUUCCAUCUGCCAGUGACUUUCGAACUGAGUUCCAUCCGUGUCUUGAUUGCCCAUUUUCAAAGGAUGCAAUUUCUGUAGAUAUUGCCAUUAAAUUGCUCCUGGAAAAGCUUAAGAGUUGUUCUCAGUCCAGGACCAUGAGUGUCCUUUCCCAUGAGGACCAAACUGAACAAAGUUGCCAAGAGCUUUGUAAUGUUCAUGAUAUGAAGGGUGAUGAAUCAUGUUUCUUAAAAAAGUAUGAGAUGCCUGCUUUCCAAUCAGAAUUUGUUGUCAAUAUGACUUUGUGCCACGUGACUGAUGUUCUAUCAUUGGUGGAACUGCUUGCAUGCAACAUGAGAUGGGAUUGGACAUGUACUACAAUUAUCCCUGAACUGUUGAGAAUACUGGAAUCAUCUAUGCAGGAGAGCUUCACUGUGGCUAUUGUCAUUCUCCUGGGGCAGCUUGGAAGACUUGGAGUUAAUGCUUGUGGGUAUGAAGAUAAAGAAGUUGAGAGCUUGAGAAGCAAAUUGUCUGCUUUUCUGCAGCGGGAUACUACCACUAGAGCUGGUCUUCCAAUUCAAAUUGCCGUUGUUUCUGCUCUGCUUGGGCUUCUUUCUCUGGAUUUUAAACAAAUCAUUCAGAUUAACACGAAGUGUCCAACCAUUGCAAGUCAGUCAGUUCCAGCUGAUCAUAUAAGAAAAUGGUUUUCAUCUCUGAGCAAGGAGAAUCAGGCCUUGUCAUUCAGCCUUUUGCAGUGCCCUGAUUUUGUUACAAAACUCUGAUUAUAUAGUUCAAGAACCGUAUAUAUCUACUGCCCGGGUACUCAGCAUUUUGACGUGGGAUGGAUGCCUUUAUUGAAGUUAUAUUUAUUAUUAACUAGGAUCAAUGCAGAAAAUUUUGAUGAUUUCUCCAUUUGAGAACAGAGUAUCUUCCUGUAAAUUAUGAUUUUGAAUCACCGAGAAAUUUUGAAAGAAAGUUGAUGAGGCCUUUUAUGUUUCAUUCCAUGAGUAAAUCUGUAAAUUUUUUUGCCUUCCAUGUACUAAAAUUUUGUAUUUCUGAUGCUUUGCAAUGGUCAAGGUAGCUUUCUACCUUUUGUGAAA
This is a messenger RNA of Pistacia vera, 4573 nucleotides long. RefSeq lists its product as uncharacterized. The transcript has 9 exons. Bases 101 to 4255 code for a protein of 1384 amino acids. Lineage: Eukaryota; Viridiplantae; Streptophyta; Magnoliopsida; Sapindales; Anacardiaceae. The record is from RefSeq and is a predicted model, not a curated record.